Chiroxiphia lanceolata (lance-tailed manakin) is the source of this 2651-nucleotide messenger RNA. It is a transcript of the gene BANK1, whose product is annotated as B cell scaffold protein with ankyrin repeats 1. Gene Ontology annotation, molecular function: signaling receptor binding; protein tyrosine kinase binding. Lineage: Eukaryota; Metazoa; Chordata; Aves; Passeriformes; Pipridae. Gene Ontology annotation, biological process: negative regulation of phosphatidylinositol 3-kinase/protein kinase B signal transduction; B cell activation; negative regulation of B cell activation. The record is from RefSeq and is a predicted model, not a curated record.
AUGCUCCCGGCAGGUCGGUGCGGGGCGGAGCGGGUGCGAGGGCGGGGAGGCUGCCCCCGCGUUGUUGUCCAAGGGUGGUGUUGGAGCGUGGAGAACCCUGGCGUGAGGCGUUCUGCGCUUUGCCAUGAAGAAGCUGAGUGUUUAGUGGGCGCGCACCCUCCAAUCCAGGUACCUAUAAGUGCCUUAGAUACUGCAGGAGCACAUGGCAUUGCAGACUCUACCAACUGUGGAUUCAGUGAAAGUGGCUACAUUCAGAAGUCUCUCUCGAGGAACCUGGUUUGGCACAAGUGUGCAAGAAACCUCAUUUUACCCAGUCCAGACCUUACUGAGCUUAGUAAGAAGGAUGAAGAUGUCAGGGUUGAUUUUAUGCAGAUAGAGCAAGUGUUUGUUUUCACAUACAACUUAGCAAUUAGCAACAGAAAGUACAUAAAAGAUACGAAGGAUGUCCUCGUGAUAUAUGGACAAGAAGCAGAAGAGUGGGCACUGUAUUUAAAAUUUCUUUUUGGACACAUAGUGAGUGAGGGAGGAAUCUUACUCUACAAUCUAGAGACUUCAACUUUCAAGCACCAGGAGCUAUUCUCUUUACCCUCUUAUAAAUGUAAACUCCUGAUACUCUCGUGUGGACUUCUUAACUGCCUGAAUCAAGAGAGAUGUUAUUUUCUGGAACAAGUUCUGAAACCUCUAGAAAAUGUGGUAAUUCUGCUUUGUGGGGUGGAGAAUUCAAGGAUUCUUUAUGAGACACUGACCUUAGCUGGAGGCAGCAGAGAGAUUUCCACUGAUCAGAAACCUGAGGAAUAUAUCGCUGUUGUUACUGGAAUUAUUCAACCAGAUCACCAGACUAGCUCUGAUAUUAAUGUGUCAUAUGUCAGGGCAGCAUCAGAAACAACAGACUUCAGUUCUAAAAAUGAGGUGCUUUCUAAAAGUUUGAAAACUAAGGAGCAGUCGAUAUUGGUGCUUCCAAGAAGAGUAUCGUGUGAGAACCCUGGUGAAAUAUUCAUUCUGUUGAAAGAUGAAAUAGAUGAUGAAACUCUAGAAAUUGAAUUCAUAUCAGAUAAUCAACGAAUUAGAACACAGACAGCCUCUUGGAAUAAGAAGGUCAAGUAUGUAAAAGUCCUAGAUUUUCCUGCUGGCCCUGUAUAUGUAAAUGUCUAUUGUGGGGGAGUCAUUAAGACCACAGCACACAUUGAGUACUACACUGCACUAGAGGAGAUUGAGCCCAUUUUAAAGAAAGUGGCUGACCCAAUAGCUUUCACUUGUCAGACAUUGAAGUUUUCUUCUGUAGAGAAGGUGGACAAUGUUCUGACUUUGUUAUUGAAAAGCAAAGUAUCUACUUAUGAAUUCAGCCCGUUCCAAAGUGGAGAAGAGCAUCGCCAACAAGCUGAUAGCCAUUUGGAAGAAUUUCCUACUCUCCUUCACUGCAGAUUUGGAUUAAAGAACCUUGCAAUGUUUCUACUCAGUUGUCCUGAGGCCACAUGGGCUUGCAAAAUAACCAAUAAAUAUGGAGAUGAUCCAGAAAGUAUCGCAGAGAAACAUGGACACAAGGAACUAAGAAAAUUAAUCAAAGGAUUGUCAAUUAAUGCAGCAAAUAAUUUCGCCAGUUGCAGAGAGGAAGCAGAAGACAGUAACACUUAUGAGCUUAUGUUAGGCUUGGAAACUCAACCAGCCAUGAUAUUAAAAGCCAAGCAGAACCCAGGAGAUCAAUAUGGAAUUGGAUCGAGAUGCCAACACAAAGCUGAAGUGGAUGAGGAAAAGAAAGAUGAUGUAAGAGACAGCGGAGAGGAGACAGAACAUGAAGAUCAAGAAGAGGAAGAAUCAUAUAGCUUUCACAACAGUCCUGACGAUUUGUAUGCCAACAUACAGGAUGAUCUCAAAGAGAACAGAAGAGAUUGCUUUCUCUGUAAGAGGCCACCCCCUCCUCCCCCUCGAAAUCUGCCUGGCAUCCUAAGACAGGACAAUCUGCACAAAUCACAAGAGAGGAGUUUUGUGAUGGACCAGAACAAAAGAGAACAUGGUGGUGGACUCAAAACAGGGUGCUACAGAGAAGACCAAGAUACAUGCGAGGAAGACAGCGAGGAGGAACACCCAUACACUGCUGUGAAACUGGAGGAAUCUGUGUAUGAUUUCAUAGGGGGUGAGGUGGAGGAGAAGAGGAAACAUUGCGGGUCCUUUAUCGCGAACAGGCCGCCAGCCCCUGCCCCUCGUCCCACAUGUUCACUGGUCAGAGAGGAGAACACGCCCUAUAUAGCGCAAGUGUUUCAGCAAAAGGCCACUCGAGUGACCAGUGACAACAACAGGACAUAUUGCGACGCUAGGAAGCCCGCACACAGAGGCCACACUGACACAGCAACUUACAGCAUCGUGAAACACAACCUCCCUGCUGAACAGGAAGAACUCAUCCACUUGCAGGAACAGGUGAAAAAGGGGGCAAUUUCCGUGGAUGAAGCCCUGGACAGAUUUAAAUGGUGGCAGAAGGAAAAAGAGAGACUACAGUCCACUCAACAAGAAAAAGUGCAUCACCCUAGAGACACCACUAUUGGAAACAGACAAGAAAAUUAAAAUCUGAAUGUCUUCAAUUAAGAGCCCAACAGACAAGGAACAUAUGCCUAAUUAACAGAGGUAAGAGCACAUGUAUGAAUGUGUGCCACACACAC